Cheilinus undulatus (humphead wrasse) is the source of this 499-nucleotide messenger RNA. It is a transcript of the gene ndufa6, whose product is annotated as NADH:ubiquinone oxidoreductase subunit A6. Lineage: Eukaryota; Metazoa; Chordata; Actinopteri; Labriformes; Labridae. Gene Ontology annotation, biological process: response to oxidative stress. The record is from RefSeq and is a predicted model, not a curated record. The coding region runs from base 30 to 416 and encodes 128 amino acids. The transcript is spliced from 3 exons.
AAAACCGGAAACGUCCUACGGCAGCAGUCAUGGCGACGACAGGGGCUUCUCGAGCCGUAGCUGGGGCUGCUAGAGUCGUGAAACCGAUUUUAAGUCGGGACCUGGACGAAGCUAAGCGGAGAGUCCGGGAGCUUUACCGAGCCUGGUACCGAGAGGUCCCGAACACAGUGGCGAUGUUUCAGCUCGACAUCACAACGCGUCAAGGAAGAGACAAAGUGAGGGAGAUGUUCGACAAAAACAAGCACGUCACUGAUCCCCGUGUGAUCGACAUGCUGGUCAUUAAGGGGAAAAUGGAGCUCCAGGAAACUAUCCAUGUAUGGAAGCAGAAGACUCACGUCAUGCGUUAUUUCCACGAGACAGAAGAAGCUCGUCCCACUGACUUCCUGUCCAAAUUCUAUCGUGGCCACGACCCAUGAACUGUGCCGCUGUCUGUCGUCUUUGCUCGUAUCUAGUGUGAGAAAUGUUUCCAUUUAUUGUAAAUACACACUUAAUAACCACA